Molecule: messenger RNA, 903 nt
Organism: Morchella importuna
Lineage: Eukaryota; Fungi; Ascomycota; Pezizomycetes; Pezizales; Morchellaceae
Exons: 3
Coding region: 1-903 (300 amino acids)
Biological process (GO): (1->6)-beta-D-glucan biosynthetic process; fungal-type cell wall biogenesis
Cellular component (GO): endoplasmic reticulum membrane
Source: RefSeq, a predicted model, not a curated record
AUGCGUUUCCAAUUAACCGCCCAACUCCCACUGCUGGCAGCACUGAGUGCACCUUUCGUCUCCGCCUUCAAAGACACCUCCCCCUUCUUCUUAAUCUCCGCUUCCAAACAUUUCUCUCAAGCCGACAACACCAAACCUCUCCUCGAGACCUCCGCUUUUGUUCAGACAGCAAAGGGCAUAAUCUCUUACUGUGAUGCCGACGCUUAUAUCCUCGUGACGCAGCCCGGCCUGCACGCAAGCGACUUCGCGCAUGCCUCCUCGGCACCGCGCUUGUCAACCGUUUUCAAAGAGGUUGGGGUGGAACGGGCCCAGGCUGUGAGUAAGGUGUACGAGUAUGACGUAAAGUUCGAGGACAUUGCGGACAUACUGCAGGAUUUCGCGAUCGCCACAUGUGAUGCAGAGGUAGAGGAGGUGGACGCAAAGACCGGCAACUUUGGCGGGUUCGACGAUAUGAAGCCCAAGCUCAUCAGAGUUGACUUUGAGACUCUUCCCGAGAACGGCCCUGCGAGACACAAGGCGAUCAUGGAGAACGAUUCAUUCCUGUACUCGAUCAUUUCGCUCCUUCCAACGUACAAAUACAACCUCAUCUACACCUCUACGCCUAUCUCCAUGACCCCCGCUGCCAUGAAGGAGUCCAAGGGAGAUGCCCACGAACUCCGCCGCCGCGAGAACUUCCAGGUCCGCGAUGAUGACGAAAAGACCAACACUACUCUCCCCGAGGGCAGUUUGUUCAAGAGAUACCAGUUUUUCACUCCAGCUAUCUUUGCCGGAUACCUUGCCCUGUUCUUCCUGUUGAGCGUCCUUUACGUUGCAUUCACCGCGCUGAGCAGCCUCCAAGUCUCUUACGGCGCGUUCGAGAAGGAGAUGGGGCCCUCCGCUGCGAAGAAGCAGCAGCAGCAAUAG